Anthostomella pinea is the source of this 693-nucleotide messenger RNA. Lineage: Eukaryota; Fungi; Ascomycota; Sordariomycetes; Xylariales; Xylariaceae. The record is from the annotation of a GenBank genome assembly.
AUGGCAGACCAUCAGGUCAACCCUCAAAUAAACGGCACUCACGCGCCUUCAGUCACGACAACCAGCCCUAGCCUUGGUCACGCGGACAGGCUUCCUCCUCGGUCGCUCAUGGCGGCUGUCUCUGACGUCUCUCGUACAGGAAGUGCUAUCCCUCCUUCGUCUGCGACAAGCAUUGCCUACCAGGAGAAUGCCGUCUCGAAUUCGCCUAUGCCUACCACCGCGCACCCGGAACUUGCCCACCGGGUUCUAGACCAGCCGCCGCCGCCGCCGUACCAAGAGCACGAACCCCCCAAGGCGGAUAUACAAGGAGAUGGCAGAUUCGCGAGGCCCAUAGCUUUAAACAGUUUGGGACGGCAUCCAGCGCUCAUCGACUGCCCAUGGUGCAACCAAACAGCGCAGACGAGAACCGAGGAAGAGCACUCGGCGAUGACGUUCAUCGCCGGCAUCGGGCUGGGACUCAUUUGCAUCUGCUGCGCCUGCCUUCCGUGCCUGGCACACGUGUGUCAAGACGUUAACCACUUCUGCUCCAACUGCGGGCACCAGGUCGCCCACGUGCCAUUCAGCGGCGUCUGUCAGCCCGUCGUCCCUGUGGUGAGGCCAGCUGGGUACGAGAUGGUUCCCCUGCAGCCGUACAGCGGACGGCAGAUACCGCCUCCUCGGGGGCAGACUGGUGGUUAUACACGGGGGAAGUAG